AUGUACAUAACCCUCUACUACAUAGUCACCCGGCUCCCUAACUCUCCCCGCGUAGUCAGGGACCACUUCCUCUCAGUUUGCCCCACCACUCUCACCGUUGACCUCCUCGAGAAGGCCCUCCUAGCGAUAGAGAAGAGCAUAGUCGCUGUAGGAGCCUCUCGUGGUGACCCUCGCACCCCCGUCUUUGAAGGUCAGCCGGCGCUGCGUCUGCCCCGAGCGGGAAGCGCCGCACCGGCAGGGGCAAGGGGGGCAAGGGCACUGGAGGGGCUGGAGGGGGCGGUGGAGGUGAUGGUGGAGGCAGUGGAGGGAGUGGGGGUGGUGGUGGGAUUGGUGCCGGGGGUGGCAGCAGCGACGGCAGUAGUGGAGGCGGCGGAGGCGGUGGAGGUGGCGGAGGGAGCUGAGGCGGCGGAGGUGGCGGAGGAGGCGGAGGUGGAGGAGGCGGCGGAGGCGACGCCGGCGGCGGCGGUGGUGGAGCGGGUCGCGACUCUGCGCAGAGGAGUGGCUCAGCGCGGUGGGGGUUUAGGUCCCUGCGCUUACUUCGUCCGUAACGGCGACCGAGCUGGUGAGCAGUGCGGAGGCCCGCACUCCACCCACCGCUGCUUUGGUCGCCUGACAGACGCGUGGCGUCGCCAGUUUCCUGAGGCGUCAGAGAUCCCCCGCUGGGGAGAUCUGACUAAGGCCGGGGUUGCUAUCUUUGAUCUUGAUUUUGAUGCUAUUCUUGCUGCCAUGUAUGCUGUUGAUACUAGUGUUGCGAGUGACUGUUACCUGUGUGUACCGCCUGACCCGGGCAUUGAGGCCGCUCCUCUAGGUGCUGGUGAGGCUACUGCUCUAGGUGCUACUACGUCUGCUGCCCCAGGUGCCAGUGCGUCUGCUGCCCCAGGUGCUGGUGAGUCUGCUCUCUCAGGCACUACGUCGGCUCACGCCUUCCACACCUUCACCCUGGACUCGGGUGCGUCCCGCUCCUUCUUUCGAGACCGCACCACUCUUACACCGCUCAGUCGGCCGGUUGCACUCUCCCUGGCAGACCCCUCUGGGGGUCAUGUCCUUGCUAGCUUCUCCACUGUCCUACCGUGCCCGUCAGCCCCCUCUGGCACCCUGUCUGGUCUCUACCUCCCAUCGUUCUCUGGCACCCUGUCUGGCGAUGCGUCUGCGUUUCGGCUCCAGCUGUGA
Messenger RNA from Closterium sp. NIES-65, 1170 nucleotides. The record is from the annotation of a GenBank genome assembly. Lineage: Eukaryota; Viridiplantae; Streptophyta; Zygnematophyceae; Desmidiales; Closteriaceae.